GGAUACUACUAACAAACAACUCGUGUGCGAAAAUGAUUUUCCAUUGCAGGAGUAGGAAAGUUCAGGUCAACAGUGCGUAACCACCCUGUCGUCGUCUUCCUCACCCACCUCCAUUCAGGCAUUCACACCCCGCUCGAAACCACCUAUAAAACCAUUCACAAUCCACAAGGUCCUCUCAGACCACCGAGCUGAAACCAGAGAGGAAGGUAGCGUGAGGCGGCAGCAAGGCAAGAACCAAGAAGGGAGCCAAGAAAGAGGAGGAGAAGAAAUGGCGGCAAGUUCGGCUGCCACCCUCACGGCGGCGGCGGCGGUGACGGUCGCGAUCCUCCUCCUGGCCGGCGGCGCGUCGGCGCAGUCGCCGUCGCCGCCGUCGCCGUCGAGCCAGUGCACGUCGGCGCUGGUGAGCCUGUCGCCGUGCCUGAACUACAUCUCCGGGAACGAGUCGUCGGCGCCGGCGCCGUGCUGCGCGCAGCUGGGCAAGGUGGUGCGGUCGGAGCCGCAGUGCCUGUGCGUGGCGCUGGCCGCGGACCCGGCGGCGCUGGGGCUCAGCGUCAACCGCACCCGCGCGCUGGGCCUCCCCGCCGCGUGCAACCUCACGACGCCCGAUGUCAGCAGCUGCAAGGGCGCCGGCGCCGGCGGCGGGGCGGCGCCGACGACUGCGCCCGCGGGACAGGCGGCGCCGGGCGGCGCGGGGUCCAAGACGACGCCGGCGACGGGGUCCGUGCCAGGCGCCGCCGCCGCGUCGCUGCGGGGGUCGCCCGGCGCCAGGCUGGUCGCGGCCUUCGUCGCCGUGGCCGUCCUCGCCGCCGCCGCCGCGUGAUCGCGCGUAGGAGUCGAGAUGGAUUUGAGGUGGCUAGGCUAGCCGGAGUAGCCUUUUUAUCGAUUUUUUUUUUGUGGUUUGUUGAUCCGUGAGAGAGAGCUUACAAUUCUUCCACAAUCCACUUGAUUCGUCACCGCAUUGCUUGUGAUUUGUGAAUAAUAAUAAUAAUAAUAAUAAUAAUAAUAAUAAUAAUAAUAAAGGUGUGCCUGGCCUGUCUGGAUUGUUCGCCA
Panicum virgatum (switchgrass) is the source of this 1050-nucleotide messenger RNA. RefSeq names its product non-specific lipid transfer protein GPI-anchored 5-like. The coding region runs from base 269 to 820 and encodes 183 amino acids. The transcript has a single exon. The record is from RefSeq and is a predicted model, not a curated record. Lineage: Eukaryota; Viridiplantae; Streptophyta; Magnoliopsida; Poales; Poaceae.